CUUGCGCAAUUUGAUGAAUAGUGUCGCUGUCAAAAGCGUUAGAAACAGAUGAAGGAAUGUUGAUAGAUUGGCAGCUGUAACAGAAAGGACAGGAAGAGAAGCUGCGUCAUGUCUCCUCCUCACGGUUACAUGCAACGUUAGUUAUUAACCUUCGGAGCUUGAUGUCGGUGAGAGUUUGCUCAACUAUUACCGUCACUGUGCCGUCCGUCCCGGGCUCAAUGUUGUGUUGCGCUGCCUUUUUUCUGGAAAGCUAUGGAGACCAGAACAUGUCAAGUGUAAGUGUUUCAACUGUACGCGUGUCGAGGUUCUUGUGAAUAUUUUUCCACCUUCUCAAACUUCAACGCAGGAGGGAAACCUUUGGCUCGGCAAGGAGCCUUUGAGGGCCCACAUCAGCAUGGUGAACAGCCAAGCGUCGGGUGUACCGCCGACCCCCAGGUCGUGUGCAGGAUGUGGGGGGAAGAUCGCCGACCGCUUCCUGCUCUUCUCCAUGGAGCGCUACUGGCACACUCGUUGCCUCAAGUGCUCUUGCUGCCAAGCCCAGCUGGGGGACAUUGGCACCACCUGCUACAGCAAAGGGGGCAUGAUUCUGUGUCGGAGCGACUACAUCAGACUGUUCGGGCACAGCGGGGCGUGUAGCGCCUGCGGCCAGUCGAUCCCAGCCAACGAAAUGGUGAUGAGGGCGCAGGGAAAUGUUUACCACCUCAAGUGUUUCAGCUGUGCCACCUGUAGAAACAGACUGGUGCCUGGCGAUCGCUUCCAUUACAUCAACGGUACAAUCUUCUGUGAGCACGACAGACCCGGCGCUGUCUUGAUCAACAGCCACCUGCCUCCACUUCAGAGCAACUCUGUGCUGACAGACCAGAAGGUAUGCUGAGUGGCAGAAGUGCUGUGUCUUGCCCUCGCCUCCCCACCCCGAGCUUCACUUCUCUUCGGUGCACUAUUCUCCUCCUGCUACUGUCGUUAUUGUUGUGGAGUCUCGUCACUGCCCCGCUUCUUUUCCCCCGGGGGAGGACGCAAUUUCUCACCAGGAUCCCCGUUUGUCACCAUAUCAGAGACUCUCUAUUCCGCAUACGAAGUCACAUUUAUGUUGUGUUCAAUGUCAGAGUGGUCUGUGCAUCAUCAACAACUUACGUUAUGUGUGGACUGCACUAGCAAAAGGCUUCUUCGGGAUUUAGAGAAAGCUGUGGAGGAAAACAAUGAGGAUGAAAGCCUGCGCCGAUUGGAAGAGGAAAUAAAAGAUGCUUGAAUGAACACUUGAUGGACUGCUGUAAAAUGACUGUCAAAGGCUUUGCUUUGUGCCAUGUGGCAUUAUUUCCCCUGAGCGUCAGUGUUUUUAAUGAACUCUUGAUCUCGCUCUCGAAUAUGUAAAUCUGAGAUCGUACACACUGAGGAUUCAACACAAAAUUGAUGGGAGUCAGGCAAAAAUCUGAGUAUCUGAAAAUGUUCAUAGGUCAUAGGAAACCUUGAAACUAAUUAAAAAAAAAAAAACCUACACCAGAAACUUUUGAAACUCUCAGAAAUCACAGAAAUCUAAUGUUACUGUAUGAUUACAAUUACUAUACUUACUACUAUUUUUUUUUUUUUCAGAUGCCCUUCACAAAGAACUGAAAUGAUGUGAAGGUUUUGUUCCAUUUCUUCUGUAGAGUUUUAGUUCUUUAUCAGAUGCCGGGUUCAAUGUGUGAAAAACAAAUUGUGGGGUUAAAAACAAAAAUCCUAUUAAAAUGAUUUUUCUGUAACAUGUCACGGAGUGAGCUGAGGUCAUUUUGAAGCCCCUUAGCGGCAUAAGAGUGGCAUUGUAUUGCAUGGUACCUAGCAUGGUGGAUGUGACUGUUCUCUCUCGCUUUCUUUAGCCCUGUAUGGUGAAAACAUGCCUGAUUACCCCGAGGAAUGGAAUUAGGGGGCUUGAGCUCUGACCAUUUACAGAAGCAAUUAAACAUGAGCCCUGUAUCUGUGCUGCUGGAGCUCUUGGGAGGCUGAACUUGGAGCAUAUCCCGUGGCUGACUGGCUCGGUGGCUGUCUGCUUCUAAUAAAGCCUAAUCUUAAAGCAGGCUAAUUAAAGGGGAGUGGCCCCCUCUACAUCCAGGGCAUUUGAAACAAUCUGAUGUAUUUACUGUUUACCAUGUUCCAAUUAAAGCUCCGACACAGA
This is a messenger RNA of Perca fluviatilis (European perch), 2146 nucleotides long. RefSeq names its product LIM domain transcription factor LMO4 (gene lmo4lb). The coding region runs from base 395 to 874 and encodes 159 amino acids. The transcript has 5 exons. The record is from RefSeq and is a predicted model, not a curated record. NCBI's taxonomy places the organism in Eukaryota, Metazoa, Chordata, Actinopteri, Perciformes, Percidae.